CUUUUCGAAACACUUGGCUCUUAUAUUAUAAUAAAUUUAUAUUUUUACGAUUUGUUUUUCCUGUAAAUUAGUGAGGUUCAAUGUAUUUUUUUAUUCGAUAGUUGCGUGUACCUGACGAACCUUGCUUGAUCAUCUUCUUUCCCUCCUAUACUGAUACUUUCAUACCAGCAAUUGUCAACGGUUUCUCCUUCUUUCAACGCAGGCGACUGUGAACGGCCUUUUUAUAUUGUUUUCCUCAUAAGUCUACAGUUGAGUCAUGGUGCUACUCCUUGCUGUAGCUCUCACCUUCAUAACGGCGGUAUCUCUUGCCGCCAUUCUUCGGGUCAUCUAUCCACCUUUGUGGCGUGACGUGUACACUCUAUUUGUGUCGUAUAAAGUCAUCAGAAAAACGAGACAAUCAUGCACGACAAGGGAAUUUGUGGUAGAUCAGUUCGAACGCCAUGCGAGGGUAACUCCCGAUGCUCCUUUCAUCAUUUUUAAGGACUCGACCUUUUCUUACAAACUCGUUGAUCUGCAAGCCAAUCGAGUAGCUCGUGCACUGUUGGAGUACGAGAUUUCCUUGGGAGACACGGUAGCGCUUGUCAUGUCCAAUGAACCAGCUUUCAUAUGGCUGUACUUAGGUAUACAGAAGCUGGGUGCUCGAGCGUCACUUGUUAAUCAUCACCUGGAGGGAGACAGUUUACUACAUAGCUUGACCACCUGCUUUCCGAAACUGGUUAUUGUUGGAGACGGACAUGAUGCUUACCUGCCUGGACGCGUCUUCCCGCUAAAAUCCUCUCUGGAAAACACUCAAGUGGUCACCUAUGGACCUUCUCGACCACCGGUUGACCUCCCGUGUUUUUCAGACGCAAUGGACAGAGUCUCCUCGGAACAGCUUGACUUAUCUCUACGAUCUACACUAAAGCUCGGUGAUCCGUGUGCCUUCAUUUAUACUUCCGGGACCACUGGUCUACCCAAACCCGCUAUCAUCUCACACAUGAGAGCGGUGUUGCACAGCCACUGCUUCUCCCCCCUGGGGUUCUCGCAUAAUGACGUCAUGUACCUAACCCUCCCUCUGUACCACGCCUCUGCCACCAACUUGGCUCUUCUCAACGUCAUCAGCGUAGGUGCGACAGUGGUACUAAGAGAAAAGUUCUCAGCGUCUCAGUUCUGGAGCGACUGUUGCAAAUACGAGGUCACGAGCUUCCAGUACAUUGGCGAAAUGCUCCGCUAUCUCGUCAACUCACCCACGGUCCCUGAGGAAACUCUGCAUAAAGUGACCGCCGCCAUUGGCAAUGGACUGCGUCCGGACAUAUGGACCAAAUUCAAAAACAGGUUCAAAGUCAAACAAAUUUACGAAUUCUACGGCUCGACCGAGGUACCUGCUAGCGUGAACAAUCUGUUCAACAUCCCUGGCAGUGUUGGACGACUUUCACCUUUGCUGAGCGCGGCCAUGAACCUAAGACUGGUCCGAAUGAACACUGAAACGAAUCAACCUCUUCGAAACUCGGAAGGAAGGUGUGAGCUCAUCGGCCCUGGCGAGAGUGGGCUCCUGUUAGCUCAGCUAUCAGACAAGGUUUCUUUUGACGGCUACUUAGGCCCUGUUUCCCAAACCACCAGUCGAAUUCUCCAGAACGUUCUGAAAGACGGUGAUUUCUAUGUCAACACCAAUGACAUAUUCACCCUGGACCAAGACUACAACAUGUUUUUCAAGGACAGGAUUGGUGACUCUUUCAGGUGGAAAGGGGAGAAUGUGUCAACAGCUGAAGUGUCGAACGUUAUGAACCGCGCUGGGUUCGUGCAAGAUACGAAUGUCUUUGGGGUCGCAGUGCCUGGCUGUGAAGGCAAAGCAGGAAUGGCGGCGAUCAACUUGAAGGAGGAGGAGUCUCUAGACGAAGACAAGUUAGAGGAGCUAGCACAGCUGUGUAAGGAGAAACUGCCAGUCUAUGCUAGGCCCAGAUUUAUCCGUGUCCAGAGACAAAUGAGCCUCACCAGCACGUUCAAACAACAAAAGACAGAACUGGUCAAAGAAGGUUUCAAUCCCGCCAUUGUGGAGGAACCACUGUUUUACUUGGACAAGUCCAGCAGUAGCUUCAAACCGUUGAACAACGACGUUUAUCAAGACAUCGCAGAUGGUCGUGUGAUGCUCUGAACCAGCACAAUAUAGCUCUCAGUGGAACCGCUUGACUCCGACUGUUGCCGUGAUUUCUGCAUGUUAUUGCACAGGGCCCACGAACAUUUUGCGGCAGUUCAACUGCCAUGUAAUGUUGAGCGGUAUUUUCCAAGUAAUAAUUAUAUGCACCUGUUAGUUGCAGUUAUUAUGAUUUUUUAAAGACUAUGAGAACUCUUAAUGUGAAAGCGUUUAUAAAUGGAGAGAUCAUGUGUUCGCAAAUUGCUAACUUUUUUAAAGAUUAAAUAAGUUUGGGUAGGGAUGUAGUUUGUUUGUUUUGUUUGGGUUUUUUUUGUUGGUGAGGGUGGUUGUUUUGUUUUUUCCAUUUCUUGUGUCGUCGUUUACUCUCAUGGUCCUAUUAUAGAGCAUGGAUUUGACCUCAGACCAGAUAGCUCUGCUUUCAAAUUGGUAUUGGUUUUUGUUGUGAAACCCGAAAAGAAAUGAACCAGAAGUGGCCGUACUUGCCUUUAUUGUCACACCACCCUCCUGGAACCCGGCACAGUGCUCUUUCGCUGGCCAGGAAAAACACGUGAGUAGAAGGUCGAAAGGGAAAACAUAACAAAGGCAGGACCAACACGUAAUUCGAAUAGGCCCGCUUCUUGGGAAUAUUUUUUUUAUUAAAGAC
Molecule: messenger RNA, 2774 nt
Organism: Aplysia californica (California sea hare)
Lineage: Eukaryota; Metazoa; Mollusca; Gastropoda; Aplysiida; Aplysiidae
Product: very long-chain acyl-CoA synthetase
Exons: 12
Coding region: 257-2131 (624 amino acids)
Molecular function (GO): long-chain fatty acid transmembrane transporter activity; long-chain fatty acid-CoA ligase activity
Source: RefSeq, a predicted model, not a curated record